GUUGCUGAAAAGUUUGACUCAUGGAGAAAAUCAAUCAUUGCAAAAAAGACAGUAACACUGAAAAACAACACUAUUGACGGCACUAGAGGAAUAAAUGACACGAUAUCCAGAGGUAUUAAAAAAGCAAAUACAGAGAAGAAACAGAAACAUGAAAAGCAAAAACGAAAGUCUUCAUCUCAACGAAAGAAGAGAACUGACAUGACGGAAGAGGACAAAAAGAGGAUCAAACAGGGGAAGGAACUGAACAGCCUUUUUGCAGACGUUGAUUCCAAUUGGAAAUUCAACCCUAAGUCAUUAGCUGACUUCCGGAAGCAGCUGGCAAUCUUGCACACUGCGGCGAACUUCACCUUGACGAAACAGAACGCGCCGCUCAAUUCAUGGAUCACGUACGCCACCUUGCGAGGCACACGUGAAGUGACGACAGAACUACACCGCAAAUUACCUGAGAAGCCGCCAGAGUUCCAGACGGGACGGUUCAGGAACUGCAGUGUUGUCGGAAGUAGCGGCAUCCUGACCGGAAGUGGGUGUGGAACUCAGAUAGACUCCACGGAGUUUGUAAUCAGGUUUAACCUCCCACCCUUGGAGGAGGGCUAUAUCCCGGAUGUAGGGUGUAAGGUUGAUCUGGUGACCUGUAACCGUUACCGGCUGAAGAUGCAAUUCGAAUACCUCGUGAGUGAAGCCAACAAGAAAAAGUUCAUCGACUUUCUGAGCAGCAACUAUCCCAAACUGUCGUACAUCUGGCUGUUUCCGUUCUCCUUUCCGGGAAAGACGGUUGAUAACGUCACGCACGUUGUUGACGUAUUGAGAGAGCACAACUCAUCUGUUCAGGCCGUGUUCAGCAACCCGAGACACAUGUUCGACAGCAAGGUCUUCUGGGAACACCAGGGGGUGAACGAAAGCACUCUGACGUCAGGGAUGAACCUGAUCACUUUGGCCUUGGACGUGUGUGAAGAGCUUCACGUUUACGGCUUCUGGCCCUGGUUGGUCAACAGGAGAGGUCAAGAGGUCAACUAUCACUACGGGGAUGCCGGGAAAUCUGUAGCGGGGCUUCUCCAACCUAACCACAACAUGCCUGAUGAAUUCUCCAGGCUGCUACAGCUCUAUAAACAUGGCGUCCUGAGACUGGUUACCACUACAUGCUGAUUUAUCUCUUUUAAGGAGUCCAAUGCAAUCUCAGGGAAAAACGUAUUCAGGUUAAGGGAAUCUGUCAGAUAUUGACAUUUA
Branchiostoma belcheri (Belcher's lancelet) is the source of this 1224-nucleotide messenger RNA. Its product is annotated as alpha-N-acetylneuraminide alpha-2,8-sialyltransferase-like. Gene Ontology annotation, biological process: oligosaccharide metabolic process; N-glycan processing. The record is from RefSeq and is a predicted model, not a curated record. Bases 199 to 1143 code for a protein of 314 amino acids. NCBI's taxonomy places the organism in Eukaryota, Metazoa, Chordata, Leptocardii, Amphioxiformes, Branchiostomatidae. The transcript has 6 exons. Gene Ontology annotation, molecular function: alpha-N-acetylneuraminate alpha-2,8-sialyltransferase activity.